AUGCCCGAUUACCGUCCUUCUCUUCGCGUUGGAUCCACUAAACUCGACACUACACGGUGAUUUAUAUACGGUAAGGGUUUGAAUUUCCUCUUGUUUUAGAUUAUUUUUGGUAUGAAUAAUAUAAAAUUUGCUCAAGUUAAUGAUUUUUUUUGAUUUCAGAGCUGCCAAUCACUCUCCUCUAACUACUCAAUGCGUUCAUUUCUCCUUAGAGCCUGUUCCAUCAUCAGGAGUUCCGCUCUCAAUGUAUACUUCACUAUCUCUGAAUUUUCUGGACGUCGCUCAGGAUCAAAAGGCACGUGGCAUCAAAUAUUCUUGUAAGUUUUAUUUUUGUUCUGUUUUUGCCGAGCUGCGUCCACAGUACUCGUUGCUUAUUUAUAGGUUGUUUUAUCCUCUUAUUAACUGCGUAUUGUUGUAGACGUUUAUUUUAUUAUAUCGAUUUACAGAUUCCAUCGGAUCGUCACAUCAUCAUAGCUUCAAAUUCCUCUUCUCUUCAACAUCCCGUCAAAUAUCGACCAAUUAUGGACCUCAACUGCAACAACAACAUGCCGACCACAAAGGACCUCCACUUAUAACAAGUGAAACUGGAGCUUGGACAACAUCGUCAAACAUGGACUGGUAAUUUAUUUAUUGGAUGCUGAAUAUAUAUUAUUGUAUAAGAUGUAAUAACAUAGCUCUUUAUUGGAUAAGGUAGUCAGUAGUAGUAAUCGGAGUAUUUUCUUCUCUAUCAAGGCCCAAAAGCCGGACUCAAGUUUCGGGGUAUCAAAGUUGUGACCACAGUAGAGGGGGAGUCGGGGGUCUCGGAGCUGUUCGGCCUUGGGUGUCGGGAGAGUUGAACUCCCUCUUAUACUUGGGACAAGUACCGGAGGUGACCAAGGGCUGGUAAUCGGAGUACCCCGGGUUCCGUUGACCCGGAAUUGGUACCCAAUGCGGAUCAGCGGCUCUGCUUUCACUAGUCCUUGUGAAAAUGCUGGGAAAAGUGGGACGAACGCUGGGCUAUCGGUUAUAACAACCAAAAAAGUUGAGAAGUAUAUUGCGAAUUGCCAUCUUCCGAAACGAGCGGAGGCUGUUGAUGUGGAAGAUCGGUCGACCGAUUGGAUGCAUGUUCAAGGCCUUGGCCAAACCUUUAAAAAUCGACCUAACCCUGUGAUGACGGCUGUUUCGGAUAAACCAAGCUGGAGCCAUCGAUACGCCGCAGAGUUCGGUAAUCGGUGGUGCUGA
This is a messenger RNA of Bursaphelenchus xylophilus (pine wood nematode), 1218 nucleotides long. The record is from the annotation of a GenBank genome assembly. NCBI's taxonomy places the organism in Eukaryota, Metazoa, Nematoda, Chromadorea, Rhabditida, Aphelenchoididae.